AUUUCCAGCUUUCAUCAAUAAAUUUAUGAAUCAAAAAUCGUUUGUCGUCACCCCAAAAAAACUCUAGUUCUAAAUAUAAACAUUUAGCUAACGGUUCAUGCGCUUUCGACUUGUUUACUCCGUACCACCGUAGAGUUUCGUAGAUGAUUCACCAUUGAAUAACCUAGUACACCUACAAAUUCAAUAACAAAAACAGCUGUGCCUAAAUUUUAUUUAAAAAACAUUCAAUAAUAAUUACAAAAUAAUUUCUUUCCAUAAUCUCAGUGAUAAAAGAAAUAAAAUUUAAAAAAUGGAAAGAUAUAAUUCAAAAACCGUGAAACAUAAGCUGCAAUACGAAUGGGAAAUUGGUGACUUUACAUCACUCGUUGACACGCCCAAUUUUAAUGUGAGUUGCGUUGAAUUUGAAUCUCCAAAAUUUUCAGUUAAAGCUGGUUUUGAAAACCAAUGGUAUUUGGAGUUGAAUUCGUCCAAAGAAAGAAUUCUGAUAUAUCUUGUCUCAAAUACAUUGAAAAAGAAUCUGAGAGCUCAGUAUACAUUUUCUAUUUUGAAUUAUAAAAAAGAAAAAAAAUUAGUCAAGUUAUUUAAUUACUUUUAUAAUUCACCUCCAUGUCGUGGACCGGAAAUAAGCAUCUUCAAACAUGAGCUACUUAAUAAUAAACAAGAAUAUUUACCAAAUAAUACACUAACAAUAUGUGUAGAUCUUGGAGUAUACGAUCAUUAUUCAUUGAGUGUUCAAAUCCCAUCAAAGUCUUCAAAAUAUUCAAUUGCUGAUGAUCUUAAAAAGCUACUCGAUGUCACUGUAGCAAGUGACAUUACUUUGGUGGUGAGUAACAGAGAAUUUAAAUCACACAAAGCUCUGCUGAUGGUAAGAAGUCCAGUUUUUUAUGCGAUGCUCAGUCACGAUAUGAAAGAAAAAAAAGAAAAUAAAAUAACUGUACCAGAUAUUGAUCCAGAAUUAUUUGAAAAGGUGUUUGAAUUUAUUUACUCCGACAAAGUUACUGAUCUUGAUAACUUUGCUGAGCAGUUACUGGAAGUUGCUGAUCAGUACCAGUUGCCAGGACUUGUGGAAUUGUGUGAAGAAUCACUGGGAAAGUCUUUGACAGAUUAUAAUGCAGUCAGAAUUAUGGUAUUAGCUGAUCGCUUUAAUGCCAAACAGUUAUUUGACUUUGCUAUUGAUUAUGUGGUCAGUAACAUUACACGUAUUAUGACUACAAGUGAUUAUCAAGAAAUAGUAAAGUCUAAUCCUUUUAUUUCAUUGAAACUCAUUGAGAAAUUUGCGACAUCUGGAUAUGGAAUUGGAACGUCGUAAUAAUUUUUUAAAUUACUGAUGAUGAAGGAAGACUUUGACCAGGUUCUACUACAGACAAAUAAAUCAAAAACAAUUUAAUGCAAGUUUACUUAAAAAGCAUUCAUACUUACGAGUACAUUAUCGUACUCAUGUACUGAAGUACUUAAAAAAAAAACUACCUCAAUAUAUUAUAAAUAUAAAUAAAUACAGACAAUAAAUUUAUUCCGUCUCAAAACUAAUUAUAAAUAUACUAAUAAUAUAUAAAAAAAAAAAAUAUUUAACAAAGUCGCGUGCAUUUUUCUAUAAAUAUUUAAUAUGUUUAUUAAAAAAUAAAAUUUUUGAUUGUGUGCUGAUUUUACUCUUAUAUAUUUA
Messenger RNA from Microplitis mediator, 1660 nucleotides. Its product is annotated as speckle-type POZ protein-like. Gene Ontology annotation, biological process: regulation of proteolysis; proteasome-mediated ubiquitin-dependent protein catabolic process. NCBI's taxonomy places the organism in Eukaryota, Metazoa, Arthropoda, Insecta, Hymenoptera, Braconidae. The transcript is spliced from 2 exons. Gene Ontology annotation, cellular component: cytoplasm. The coding region runs from base 290 to 1309 and encodes 339 amino acids. Gene Ontology annotation, molecular function: ubiquitin protein ligase binding. The record is from RefSeq and is a predicted model, not a curated record.